Messenger RNA from Mauremys mutica (yellowpond turtle), 6105 nucleotides. Its product is annotated as solute carrier family 2, facilitated glucose transporter member 11-like. Bases 134 to 1657 code for a protein of 507 amino acids. The transcript is spliced from 12 exons. Gene Ontology annotation, molecular function: hexose transmembrane transporter activity. Gene Ontology annotation, cellular component: membrane. Gene Ontology annotation, biological process: monosaccharide transmembrane transport. The record is from RefSeq and is a predicted model, not a curated record. NCBI's taxonomy places the organism in Eukaryota, Metazoa, Chordata, Testudines, Geoemydidae.
CACGCCCCGGGGCGGGCUGCAGCGCUGCGGGGGAGGAGCUGCGGCGAGUGCCCGGCUACUGUCCCUGCCGGGCCCGCCCCGCAGGAGCCGGCUCCAGCCUGCCGGGGCGCGGCGUGCGGAGCCCGAGCCCGGAAUGGAGGAGGAGGAGGAGGAGGAAGAGGGGCUGAACCGCGGAGCGCAGGCCCAGCUUCAAGGCAAGGUCCUAUUUCUUACAAUAUGUGCUGCUGGGAUUGGAGGGACUUUCCAGUAUGGCUACAACAUCUCCAUCAUCAAUGCUCCAACUACAUACAUUCAAACAUUUAUAAAUGAAACAUGGCUAGAACGCACAGGUGCAUCUCUGGAGAGCGGUGUGAUAUUGCUGGUGUGGUCUUUCGUUGUUUCUGUCUAUUCUCUGGGGGGACUCGCUGGAGCGCUCAUUGCAGGACCCAUGGCAAUCAAGCUGGGAAGGAAAACAUCCUUGCUGCUGAAUAACGCAUUUGUGAUCAUAGCUGCAGUCUUGUCAGGAUUCAGCCGGAUGGCCAAAUCCUUCGAAAUGAUCAUGCUUGGCAGAUUUUUCACUGGAAUCAAUGCUGGUGUGAGCAUGAACAUUCAGCCCAUGUACCUGGGGGAAAGUGCUCCCAAGAAGGUCAGAGGAGCAGUGGCCUUGACUUCUGCAUCAUUUACUGCCCUGGGGUUGGUGCUGGGACAAGUUGUUGGAAUUAGAGAACUAUUAGGGGGAGAGGAGAGCUGGCCUCUUCUUUUAGCUAGCAAUGUGGUGCCUGGUUUGAUCCAGCUGAUUACUCUGCCUUGGUUACCAGAAAGCCCUAGGUACCUCUUGAUUGACCGAGGUGACAAGGAAUCCUGCAUCUGUGCAUUGCAGAAGCUGAGAGGUAAUGGUGACCUGAGCAGUGAGCUGGAGGAAAUACUAGCAGAACAGGCUGCCAUGAAAGGUCAGAGAGCAAAGAGUCCGUGGGAGCUGUUCCAGAAUCCAGCUGUAAGAUGGCAGCUAAUAAGUAUCAUUGUGCUGAGCAGUGCCAUGCAGCUCUGUGGAAAUGACUCGAUGUAUUUUUAUGCUUCCUAUGUGUUCCAAGAGGCUGGAAUUCCAUAUGAUAAAAUCCAAUAUGUCAUUAUCGGCACCGGGUGCUGCGAACUGAUCACAGCCGUUACUUGUAAUGCAAUAAUAGAGCGUGCCGGGCGGCGGUUGCUGAUUCUGGGGGGAUACAGCCUCAUGGCAGUAUGGGCCAUCGUCUUCAUGGUUGCUUUAUCCCAGCAGAGUCGGAUUAGCUGGAUGCCUUACCUCAGCAUGGCGUGUAUUUUCGCCUAUAUCCUGAGCUUUGGAAUUGGACCAGCUGGUGUGACAGGAGUUUUGCCAACAGAGAUUUUUGAUCAAAUGUCUCGUCCAGCUGCUUACAUGAUCUGUGGCUCUCUGAUCUGGUCCAAUCUAUUUGUAGUUGGAAUGGCCUUUCCAUUCAUUGUGGAAGGUCUUGGUCACUUCUGCUACCUUCCGUUCUUCACGGUUUGUGUCUGCACCGCUCUCUAUGUCGGGUUUUUUCUCCCCGAGACAAAGGGGAAGACCUUCCUGGAAAUCUCCAAUGAGUUCAACAAGCGCAACUUCAAAGCUCAGACAUGUGAGAAGUUUUGGAAAGGCCCUGAGGAAAUCAAAUCCACUAUGUUAUAGUCUGGGAAUAAGUAAAGGUGGCUGGUGGUUGGAAAAUAUCCUGAGAUGUUUCUCUUUUCUUGUUAGGGUAGAGACAGAAGAGGUGGGGGCUAGGGAGAAGAUGCUAGUCUUGGUUGUGUAGUGGAAAGUUUUCAUACUAAAGCAGGAAGUUCAGCUGAUGUUUGUUAAAAACUUCAUUUGUUAAAAACAGUUUGCACUGCAUUUCUGCUUAGAACUGUAGCAUUUAUUUAUUCCACAGUGCCCUUUGCCAUCUCUUGGGAGCAUCCACAGUGAGAUGCUACUUUGACAAACCAUUUUGAAAGCUUCUUUUAAAAAGAAUGGAUCACACUGGAUAUUAUGAUUCCAUUUAUUAAUGGUUUAUAAAGGGUUAAUAAAAUAUUAAUAGAUGUUAUACGUGUUACAGACAUUAGUACUAUGCGUUAUAGAUUGUUGUAAGCAGAAGGUGUUAUAGAUGGUUAUAACUAGGGCCCUCAUUAAAUCACAAUUUCAUGGAUACCACAGAAAUCGUAAAAAUGCCCCAGGACCCCAAACCAUGAAUGGUAGUCAAUUCAUGUCAGGAUGGAAUCAGUUCCCAACCUUGAAAUUGACUCAAUUUAGUUGUAAACUUCAUUCCAUCUUUGAAAUUCACUAACAUUAACUGUAAAAUUCAUUCCACUCAAACUCCAUGAAAUUCAGUACUCUGCCAUUUAAACUGUUGUGGAUUUAAAAAAAAAAAGCAGGGACUCUAAUCAAAAGCCACCUAUUGACCUUCUGGCCUCUGUAAUAAUCUAUAACGUUUGAUUAACCUUAUAUUAAAAAUCUGUCAACCAUUCAUUAACCCAAUAAUUCAUUAAUCUUUUACAAGCCCUUUAUUCAUGGAACAGAAAAUUAAAAUAUGAGCAAAUAAUGUAUUCAUUUCCCCCCGACCCUUCUGCUUCCCUUUCUCCAUCAAAGUAAUCACUUUUGAUUUAUUUUUAAUUUUAGACAAAUACUAAAUAAAUCUUUAGAGGACUUUUAUUUGGGGGAAAUAUACACCUAGCACUUAGUGACUUGUCACUGUUUUCUCCUGCACAAUCAGCUUGUGUUUUCCUCUCAUUGAACUUCCCCACUAGUUGUGGUUCAAAUAACCUCAUGCAUUCAGAUAAGGGGCACUAAUGCUGCCUGUGUCAGUGAUGAGAUUCAGUUAUUGUUUUUUGUAAUCCCAUCCACUCAAGUGCAGCACAGGGACAUUCAUCUUUCUGAAGGAGAGUUGAUUUUUAACUGCAGUAUGUUUUCCAGACACAUAAUAUGGGAACAUACCUGCUGCUUGAGAUCAUGAGUUUAAUGAGUUGAAGCCUAAAACACCAUGAUAUGUUAUUAAUUUUGAUCAUGCCACUUAUUCAGGUGCCCUAAUAUGGAUUUAGGUGCCUGAGUUUAGACACCCAAAUCUGAAAACUUGGGCCAAAAUGUUUAGUACUUAAAAAGGGCCUUUAUUUAAAGAUCAUCCAUACCGGUCUAGCAAAUGGGGUUUCCCCAGAAUUAGCCAUUGACUAUUUGAUAAAUGCAAUGACCCAUCACAGUGUGCAUGUUUGACAGUCAAAAUAUACAGACACAUUAGGUGUGCAGAAGUCCUCUGUCAUGCCUUGUGCCUCAGCUGCCCCAGGUGUGUGUAUACUGACUGUUGUGUCAUCGUUCACAUGAGACAAAUGACUGAUAAGUCUCAGUGAAAGUUUAACGAUCAGUUGGUAUUUUUCAAGGCUAAAUGGCAUGUAGUUGGGAACCCUCAUUUAAAGUGUUACGAACUGGUUGUAUAUUCUGUUUCUCUCUGAGCAGUACCAGACCUCAGUUUAAUACUUAACUAUAUUUCUUCGUUAGCCCUUCUUCACUCAAACAAUGUCUACCUCGCUAUAAUCCUCUCAACUCUUUGCCUCUAAACCUGACUCUGAAAUAAUUAAUCAUAUUAAGGCCAAUCUUAAAUUCUGUUUUCAGAAGCCAGAUGACAUUUUAUUUCCUCAUCUCAGUGCUCAUGUUUUUGAUGGUAUAAUGUGACCUCAGAUAGAUGCCAACCUGUUGAGCAAUACUGGGCUGUUAAUCAUUUAACAGGUUGGGAAGGAAAGCACCUCUUCCUACUUAAUCAGUGACUUCUUGUACACCUGACUUUUGGGCAGUGCUUUGGAAUUAUUUAUUCUGAACUGGUUCUCUUCAUAGCUUGCUCAUAGUGGUUUAUGUACAUUUUAAAACGUAUACAGCUACUUCUCUUGCACUGUUUGUAUGAGAGGCACAUGGGCUCCCAGGGGUGCUCUUGAUACUUCUCAUAGGGCUUGGUUCUUCAUGUAAGCUUUGCCAAGCUCAGAGUAGAGAGCCAGUCAUGGCGUCCUGAUCCUGUUAUGUGCAUCCGGCUCAAGCUCAAGCUGUAGCAGGCAGAUGUAACUUACACCACCACUGGAGAAUCAGAUGUAGCAAAAGCCUUGUUCCACCCAUUCCAUUCCCCUGUGCCCACUGCCUUUCCUCCUCACCAUACAGGGAGGGGAGGUUCUGGUAAAACCAGGUAAUGAAGCCAGCAACAGCAAAGCAGCCUCUUCCAGCUUUACGCCCACAGAUUCCCCCUAUGUGUGGGUAGUUUUCCAGUGGCAAUCUCUGGCUGCUUUUGGGUAAGCCGUGAAGAAAGAAUCUGGCAGUCCAGAAAAUCUGGCUCAUAGACAGGAGCCCUUGCCAUGAUACUGAGGUUUGCUAGCACUGAAAUGUUGGCCUGCUAUAAUAGCUGGCAUGCUGUAUAUUAUCCCCUGCCUUAAUGGGCCAAAAGGCAUACCUCGUGUAAAUCCAUUAAAGCUUCAUAGAAUCCAUUUGACUUCAGUCCGGGUCCACUCCAGAGAUAUUUGACCCAAAGCACUGAAGUGCCGCUGGUGUCUCUCACUGUUUUUGAAAGGCUUGACGAGGGUAAAUGGUUGCUUUGGGGGUUAUUGUUACCAACCUUUGCUUGAGAGGCUACAGUGAAACUGCCUUUUCUUCUUCUCUGGGACAUUUUGGCUUUGUGUGUCUGCCUGGCUCCUGUAACCUGACCAGUCCCUCAAAAGCCAAAAAUGAAAUGCUCACAAUACGUCAGGGGCAUGCUCAGCAUCUGCCAGCCAAGUGACAGAGGUGUGCCAUACUUCAGACAGCUUUGGUGCCAUGCUCCUGGCUGCCCUCCAGACCUUGUCCUGUGGCAGUUAACCACUCACACGGUAAAAGUGUUGUGAGCUUGCUGCUUGGGUUAACAGGAGCCCAGAGGAACAGUCCCAGGGAAGUAGGCACUCGUAGGGACAGCAAACUCCGCUUCCAAGCUCUGACUCAAUUUUCUUUGAGCAUUGCAUAGAUUUCAAUAUGACUAAACAUUAUGCAUCUUGCCCAGCAGUUAUUCCAGCAGUGGAAUCCUAUGUUUCACCUUUGAAUCACUUACUUCUUAGGGACAAAUUUUUACAGGUAUUUAGGUGCCUAGUGAGAGAUUCAAAAGCAUAUCCAAGGGCCUAGCAUUAAUUGAAAUCAAUGAGUUUUAAACACCGAGGUGAUUUUGAAAAAUCCCCCUAGAUGUUUAAUUAUCUUUAAAAAUCUGGCCCUGAGUGACCAGGUAUUAAAUGCAUCAGUGCUUAUUAGUCAUGGGGCUUGAGACUAACAUUUGCUCUCUCAGUCACAUCCUUAAUUGUGCAAUAAGAAACUUGGCUUUGGGCUGAAGCAUUUCCUGUAGAUUUAUCUACCAUAUGUGUUUUAAGGUCGCUAGCAUUGUGGUACUUGUGCACCGAAUUGUAGCUGUCGGGGUCAGGGAUCUUCCCAAACAACCCACUUUCUCUUACAGUGCAUGAAAUGAAAAAGCACAGUUAAAUGUUCCUGGAAAGCAGGUAUCACUGGCCAGAUACCAGAACAAUGUAUCUUUUUAUGGCAGAUGUAGAAGCUUGUUUGUGUUAGGUGCAUUGUGUUCCAACAGUAAGCAGGAUGUUCCCAACAGUGAAAGACUCCAGGAUAGCUCCAUCAUCUGUACAAUCAGAAGUCCCAUAUACUAUACUAACCAUUUCAGCAGCUGAGUGCAGAACAUAGCCAGGGCUUCUCGUUUAGUACAUACCUAUUACUGUAGCUGUUGGGCAUGUCUGUGAGCUCCACCUGUGUUCUCCUCCAGUUUUUAUUUAUAGCCUGCAAGCCAUAAUCCAUCCAGCUCUUCUCUUCUGCUUUUGCUUAUGUAAAAGCUACAGUACUGCUGCUGGCUAGUCACAAAGGAGCAUAUGCAAUAGAGAGAGAAAUUUGUUGCCAAACAGCUUCAUUUGUACAAUUAUUUUAAAACUGUAGAGUUUAAAAAAAAACAGUAUUCUUGAAUGCAAUGAAUUUAAAUGUAAAAUCCUGAAUGUCUGUUAAUUUCAUGCUGGACAUGACUGGAAAGGAAGAUUUGUUUUGUAGAAAAGGAAGCUGCAUGAAAAUCAUUCGAUAUUUUAGUGUCUAAAGUAUGUAAUAUAUGAAAAGAUAAA